Schizophyllum commune H4-8 is the source of this 1557-nucleotide messenger RNA. RefSeq names its product P-loop containing nucleoside triphosphate hydrolase protein. Gene Ontology annotation, molecular function: ATP binding; DNA binding; hydrolase activity. The coding region runs from base 1 to 1557 and encodes 518 amino acids. Lineage: Eukaryota; Fungi; Basidiomycota; Agaricomycetes; Agaricales; Schizophyllaceae. The transcript has 8 exons. The record is from RefSeq and is a predicted model, not a curated record.
AUGCGAGGGGUGCUGCAGGCUAGCCUUGCCAUUGGACGACGCUCAACACAUUCGGCAACUACUACUAUUGCGCUCCGGCCUUACCAAGAGCAUUGUCUGCAAGCAUGUACUGACGCGCUCAACGCGGGCAGCACGCGGAUCGGCGUCUCACUACCUACUGGCGCAGGAAAGACCACCGUCUUCAUCUCGCUACUCUCGCGAUUGCAUCCACCGAAGGACAAUGAACAGGCGACGCGGUCCCUCAUCAUCGUCAACAGUGUCGAGCUCGCGCGGCAGUCUGCUGAGCAGGUUACGAGGCUCUUCCCGAGUUGGUCUGUCGAGAUCGAGCAGGGAGCAAAGCAUCAGGCGACGGGGAAUGCGGACGUGACCGUGGCUACGUACCAGACCCUCUUGAGGGAAGAGCGUCUAAGAAAGAUCGACCCCGUCCGACUCAAAGCCAUCGUCGUAGAUGAAGCACAUCAUGCCGCCGCCCCUUCCUACCGCCGAAUCCUCGCACACUUCGACCCGGGCGUACAACAUCCCGACAAGGACUUCGUGCCUCAUACCCCUGCCCCUCACAAGAUUCCCAUCAUUGGCUUUUCGGCCACCUUCAGCCGCCACGAUGGGCUAGCGUUGGGCUCGGUCUUCGAGCGCAUUGUGUACCACCGGAGCUUCUUGGAGAUGAUCAAGGAGGAGUGGCUCUGCGACGUCCGCUUCACGUCUGUCCAUGCGAGGCUUAAGUUGAAUGAGGUCACCGUGAACACGAAGACGGGGGACUUCAAUGCGGCGAGCCUAGCUCGUGUCAUCAACACGCCGACGGUGAACGAUCUGGUGGUGAAGACUUGGCUGCAUCGCGCAGCGAAGCGCAAGUCCACCCUCGUCUUCUGCGUUAGCAUCGCACACGUCGAGAGUUUGACGCAGGCCUUUCGCAGCUAUGGCGUUGAUGCGCGAUACGUCUACUCUGGGACACCUGCCGCUGAGCGUAGGGAGCUCAUUGCGCAGUUCCGAGCUGGGGAGUUCCCGGUGUUGAUCAACUGUGCCAUCCUGACUGAAGGUGCGGACAUUCCCAACAUCGAUUGCGUUGUCGUCGCCCGGCCGACAAGGUCGCGGAACGUCUUCGCUCAGAUGAUUGGCCGCGGAAUGCGCUUGUCUCCGUCGACGGGCAAGACUGACUGCCAUAUCAUCGACUUCGUCGAUACGCAAACACGCGUGCAGGGCGUUAUGUCGACGCCGACGCUCUUCGGUCUUGACCCCAACGAAGUUUUCUUACCAUUGUAUCUAGACGCCGACCUGAAGUCACUGGAAGAGCGUGCUGCGGAGCAGGAUGGCUUGCCACAGUCUCUGGCGGGCGCCGACGGAGACGAGCUACCUCAGGUCGUGGAAGACGUCGAGGAACCAGAGUCCAUCACCUUCCGCGAUCACGAGAACCCCUUCUCGACAGUGCAUGGCGCGACAGGCGACCCGCAUAUAGCGGCUCUCUCCCGCUAUGCUUGGGUCUCUUGCGGCAACGACGUCUACGUGCUUGAUUGCAUGGGACAUGGGCAUAUCCGGAUUACCAAGGGCUAUGGUCAGCUCUAG